AUGCCAGCGUUCACUUACGAGGAGCUCGAGAAGGAGGUCACUCUUGAUGACAUUGACUUCUCUGAUUUGGAGGCUAAGUACCAAGUCAGCCCCGAUUUGGGUCUCGACAACUACGUCAUUGUCGAUGGAACACCUAAAGCACCAGCAUCAAAGGCUCCAUUGUUGGAGAAAGUGUUGAGAAAGUUUCUCAGCAAAGUUGGUGAAAUUGUUGAAGGUGAGGCUGGCUUGUAUCUUCCCGUUGAGGACAACAUGACCAAAGGCUACGUGUUCGUCCAGUACAAGAAACCCGAGAGCGCCAUUGCAGCAGUUUCCCAAUUCCACAACAAGCCAUUUGAUGCCAAGCACAAGCUUCUCGUCAACAAGUUUGGGGACAUCGAAAAAUAUUGCAAUGAAGGUAACGUUUCUGACGAGUUUGUGGAGCCAGAGAUCCCCCCCAUGAAGGAGACAGGCUACUUGAAAUCGUGGUUGCAAGACGAAGCUGGUCGUGAUCAGGCUGCUAUGCACUUUUCGGAUACUGUUGGUGUCUACUGGUUCAACAAAAAAAAUGACCCUAAGCCAGUCACCGAGCCAAGAAAGGGCUUCACGUCCAAGUAUGCAAAAUUCUCGCCAAAAGGUACAUACAUGUUUUCCAUUCAUCCUCAAGGUGUCCAGUCUUGGGGUGGUGCUAACUUUGAAAGCAUCAGCAAGUUUGUGCACCCACAGGUACGUUUGGUGGAUUUCUCUCCAAACGAGAAGUACAUGGUGACCUUAUCUCCUGCUCCAAUCACUAUGCCAGUCAAUGCCGAAGAGGCUGCUCACUUCCCAUUCGGUCCAGAGUCUGAGGGCCACAAGUUGGUCAUUUGGGACUUGGUCACUGGUGAGGUCGCGAGAACCUUCGCUUUGCCACCCCACUUAGAGAACCAAAAGGAUAUGCCUUGGCCUCUUGUCAAAUGGUCGUUCGACGACAAAUACUGUUGUCGUCAAGGUCCGGAUGCUUUGGCUGUCUAUGAAACCCCAUCCUUCCAGUUGUUGGACAAGAAGUUGGUGAAGAUCGACGGUAUUGUUGAUUUCGAGUGGGCCCCUGCUGGUGUUCAUUUGAUGGGUUCCAGAGAAGAAGCUGGUGAGCAUGUGUUGUCUUACUGGACUCCAGAAACAACUAAUCAGACUGCCAGAGUUGCUCUUAUGCAAAUUCCAUCUAGAAAAGUGCUCAGAACUGUCAACUUGUUUCAGGUUAGUGACUGUAAAAUGCACUGGCAGGAAGAAGGUAAGUUUUUGUGUGUGAAGGUCGACCGUCACACUAAGUCAAAGAAGACUUUCUUCUCCAACCUUGAGUUUUUUAGAACAGAAGAAAGAGAUAUUCCAGUUGAGAAGUUGGAAUUGAAGGAUGUUUGUAUCAACUUCGCAUGGGAGCCUACCUCCGAUAGAUUCGUUACUAUCAGCAGAUUAGAUGAUGGUAACAACAACCCUGCCAUUCCCAAGAAUGUCAUUUCGUUCUAUACAGUUGAACCGGCCACUAAGACGAAGGCUGCAAAGUUCAAGGUUAUCUCGAGGGUGGAGAACAAGCAUUCUAACACCCUCUCGUGGUCGCCAAAGGGUAGAUAUAUUGUUGUGGCUACUAUUGCCAAAUCCACCGGUGAAUUGGAAUUUUACGACACCAGCUUCGAGGGAGACAACACCAAGAAGGCCACUGCUAAGUUGCUCAAGGCCGAGAAAUUCUCUGGUAUGACAAACAUCUCCUGGGAUCCAUCCGGAAGAACGGUUGCUGCGUGGUCCUCUUCUUGGGUGCACGCUAUUGAGAACGGCUACAAACUCUAUGAAUUCACCGGCGCUCAGUUGAGGGACGACUCCAUUGAUCAGUUCAAAGAUUUCAUUUGGAGACCCAGACCACAAUCUAUGCUCACCGACCAGGACAGGAAGAAGGUUAAGAAGCAGUUGCGUGAAUACAGCGCUCAGUUCGAUGAGCUCGAUGCCAUGGAGGCCGACGCUGCCACCAGAGAGGCCAUCUUGUUGCGUCGUAGACUCUUGGAAGAGUGGAAGGAGUACCGUAAGAAACACGCCAAUAAGAAAGCUGAGGACCCCAAUGUCGAGGCCGAAAUUGUCGAGGAGAUCAAGGAGGAGAUCAUCGAGGAGAAGGAGGAGGUUGUUGAGUAA
Candidozyma auris is the source of this 2130-nucleotide messenger RNA. It is a transcript of the gene PRT1, whose product is annotated as translation initiation factor eIF3 core subunit b. The transcript has a single exon. Gene Ontology annotation, biological process: translational initiation. The record is from RefSeq and is a predicted model, not a curated record. Gene Ontology annotation, cellular component: eukaryotic translation initiation factor 3 complex. Lineage: Eukaryota; Fungi; Ascomycota; Pichiomycetes; Serinales; Metschnikowiaceae. Gene Ontology annotation, molecular function: RNA binding; translation initiation factor activity; translation initiation factor binding. Bases 1 to 2130 code for a protein of 709 amino acids.